CUGAUAAAAAAAAAAUAAUAAAAAAAAAAUAAUAAAGAAGAUUGAGCUGAGAUAUUGAUAGUGAUCCCUUCUUUCUUCUUGUGAAUCUACUACACAAAAACACACAAUAAAAAGAUCUUCUUUCAUAAGAUUGUUUGAGGAAGAGGAGCAUAGUAAGUUUUGAUUGAUAGAAUGCCACCGCUGAACGAUGUUGACCAAAUGGAUUACAUGGCGGAAGAAGGAGACAUGUCUGAUUUUGCAGACGACGUGGAUGGAGAGGAAAAUGGCGCUGGAGAACAGAACGUUGAUGAGUAUGAUAUGCUUACGAAGGUGACGGAUACGUCCUCUGCUCAAGCAAGGAGCGGCAAAGAUAUUCAGGGCAUUCCCUGGGAACGAUUGAAUAUAACAAGAGAAAGUUACAGACGUACAAGGCUUGAACAGUACAGAAACUAUGAGAAUAUCCCCCAAUCGGGCGAUGCUGUUGAUAAGAAAUGCAAACAAAAGUCAAAAGGCGGUAACUACUAUGAAUUCUUUCAUAAUACAAGAUCAGUGAAACCUACAAUUCUUCAUUUUCAGUUAAGAAACCUGGUAUGGGCUACCUCGAAGCAUGACGUGUAUCUCAUGUCUAAUUACUCAAUCAUGCACUGGUCAUCAUUAUCUCAGAACUUGACAGAAAUUCUUAACUUUUCUGGGCAUGUAGCACCUACCGAGAAACAUGCUGGAAGUUUGUUAGAAGGUUUUACACAGACUCAGAUCAGUACACUUGCAGUCAAUAAUGAGUUUCUUGUGGCUGGAGGCUUUCAAGGAGAGCUUGCUUGUAAGAGAUUGGAUAAACAAGGAGUAAGCUUUUGUACAAGAACAACUUACGAAGAUAAUGCCAUAACAAAUGCUAUCGAGAUAUAUGAUGCCAUGAGUGGUGGACUGCAUUUCAUGGCAUCAAACAACGAUUGUGGUGUGAGAGAAUAUGAUAUGGAAGGAUUCCAACUUGUGAAUCACUUUCGCUUUCCUUGGCCUGUGAAUCAUACAUCCUUGAGCCCGGAUCGCAAACUCAUAACUGUUGUGGGAGAUGAUACAGGUGGAUUGCUUGUAGACUCUUUGAAUGGAAAGACCGUUGCUAAAGUGGAAGGUCACCACGACUACUCAUUUGCUUCAGCGUGGCACCCCGAUGGCAGAAUCUUUGCUACAGGCAAUCAAGACAAGACUUGCAGGGUGUGGGAUCUUAGAUAUCUUUCUAACUCCGUUUCGGUUCUUAAAGGCAACAUGGGUGCAGUUCGAUCCGUUCGUUUCUCAUCAGAUGGGCAGUUUUUGGUGGUGGCAGAGCCUGCAGAUUUUGUUCAUGUGUAUAAUACCAACUUAAACUAUGAAAAAAGGCAGGAAAUUGAUUUCUUUGGGGAAAUUUCUGGUGUUUCUCUUAGCCCUGAUGAUGAAACGCUGUACAUUGGAGUGUGGGACAGGACUUAUGCCAGCUUGCUACAGUUCAACAAACGACACAAGUAUGGGUAUGUUGAUUCGUUUGUGUAGUUCUUUAUAAUAGUCCUAAAAUAAAGUUGAGUUUGUUCUUUUUUUUUUUCUUUUUUUUUUUUUUGGGUGAGACCUAGUACUAUCUAAAGCCCAUUCCCCAGGGAAACAAUGUAUAGUGAAAAUCUUCGAAGCUGAGAAAGGUAUGUUAAGUAAGUCAGGAGUCUUGUGUAACUCAGGACAAACGGGUUAUUACUUGUUAAAAUGUCAAAUAGUGGCCGAUUUAUCCUUCCA
Messenger RNA from Erigeron canadensis, 1731 nucleotides. RefSeq lists its product as uncharacterized. The record is from RefSeq and is a predicted model, not a curated record. The transcript has 10 exons. Lineage: Eukaryota; Viridiplantae; Streptophyta; Magnoliopsida; Asterales; Asteraceae. The coding region runs from base 172 to 1500 and encodes 442 amino acids. Gene Ontology annotation, molecular function: protein binding.